Molecule: messenger RNA, 1930 nt
Organism: Linum tenue
Lineage: Eukaryota; Viridiplantae; Streptophyta; Magnoliopsida; Malpighiales; Linaceae
Source: the annotation of a GenBank genome assembly
GUCUCCCUUUCCUUCCAAGACUCACUCUCCCUUCUUUCUUUCUUCCCUCUGUUGUUUUCCUUCCGCUCUCCUCUCCCUUUCCGCGCUUCCCUUCCCAAAUCUUUCGCUCCCACAACCCAAAGAUCGUUUCUUUUCUUCCAACCCAACCAAGAAAACAACCCCUCUCCCUCUCUCUCGCUCUCUAUAACCAUAACUCAUUUUCCUUUUCUUUUUCAUCUCCCAGUUGUGGCUGCUCUCUGCUAAGGAAAACCCAUAUGAGGAAGCUCUGUCCAAAUCUCUAUCGGGAAGAUGGGCUGGACACGGUUUUGGAGGUCCCCAUCCCAGAAGAAAUGUUCAGCUCCUCGGGGAACAACAAGAAUUACUCGUGGCAGAGUAUGAAGGCCUGGAUGACGAGGCCCAACGCCGCCGUCGCCGGCGGCGGUUAUAACAAUGACCAGAAGGCGGUAUUUGGGGAGAAGAGCACCGAGAUUCAGCUCUUGUUGGGUGUUGCUGGCGCCCCAUUAAUCCCUUUCCCUAUCAGCUCUGAUCAUCAGUUGGUUACCCGGAAUUUUAAGAACCAGCCAAUUGAGUCAUCAAUGGCGAAAUACAUUGUGCAGCAGUACGUGGCGGCGGUGGGAGGAGAAACGGCUCUAAAUUCGGUGGAGAGCAUGUGCGCAAUGGGGAAGGUGAAAAUGGCUGCCUCUGAAUUCUCUUCAGGGGAAGGCACAACGAACAACAAGGUGGUUAAGGUGAAGAAUUCGAAAAAUGGGAGUGGGGAGAUGGGCGGUUUCGUCCUGUGGCAGAAAAGGCCCGAGCUUUGGUGUUUGGAGCUGGUGGUGUCAGGCUGCAAGAUUAGUGCAGGCAGUGAUGGUAAAGUGGCUUGGAGGCAGACUCCAUGGCAUCAUUCCCAUGCUUCCAGAGGUCCCCCUAGGCCGCUCAGGCGUUUCCUUCAGGGUCUUGAUCCAAAAUCAACAGCCAACCUAUUCUCCAACUCAACUUGCAUGGGCGAAAAGGCGAUCAAUGGCGAGGACUGUUUCAUGCUGAAGCUGGAAGCAAACCCUUCAUCGCUAUUAUCAAGAAGCACCAGCAAUGUGGAGAUCAUAAGGCACACAGUAUGGGGAUACUUCAGCCAAAGAACAGGGCUUUUAGUCCAGCUAGAGGACUCCCAUCUCUUGAGAAUCAAAGCACCAGGAAACAACAGUGUGUUCUGGGAGACGACGAUGGAGUCGACAAUACAGGAUUACAGAACGAUAGAUGGGAUCAAUAUCGCUCAUGCAGGGAGGACGAAGGUGUCGUUGUUCAGGUUCGGGGAGAAUUCAGAAAGCCAUUCAAGGACAAGGAUGGAGGAAGUUUGGGAGAUUGAGGAGGUCGAUUUCAACAUCAAGGGGUUGUCAAUGGACUGUUUCCUUCCGCCUGGUGACUUGAAGAAGGACGAAGAAGAAGGGUUUGGGGUGAUGGGUAAAGGUAAUAAUGGCGAGAAACUGACUUCGAAGAUUCGAUCUGGUUCUACCAAGAUCAGUGCAUCUAAAGUAGUUGCUAUUGAUGUUGAGGUUCCUGAUAAUCUUGAAGAGAAUGAUGAUGAUGAAGAGGAAGAUUGGUGAUGAAUUGGUUUUUGUUUGGAUGGGAAGUAUGAGUUGUGUAAAUAUCGAUCAUCGCAAUCACCAUGAUGAGAUAACCCACCAAGUUUUUGUUAUCGUAGCCUUAGCAUUAAACUCUCAAUAUUUCUACAUAUAAAAGGAAAGGUCUUAGUAAUAUUUUCCUGUCUGUCCCUUUUAGUAUUUCUACCAUAUAAAGUGAGACACAAGUGUAACAUCGGCAUAAGUUCAUUGUAUAUAAAGCAUAUGGCUUGAAAGUUUGAAAUUACUCUUGUAGGGUUUUUUUUUUUGUCAAUAGAUAUAAAUCUUGUAGUUAUUUGAGUGUUGCUAAAGUAUAUAUAGUUAAAAUAAAUUGG